AUGUCGACGGCUGUACACCGCGCCCUGACAUGUGACGAUGUCCUCGACGAGAUAUUCUCUCAUCUCCGUUUUGAAAUUACUUGCGAUAUUGAUCAAUUUACUUAUAUCGACGCAGGGCUCUCGAGGAAGGCCCUCAGGAGUGCAGCACUCGUCAACAAGACACUCUCGUAUCACGCCCUCAACAAUCUCUGGUGGGAGAUCCCUUCAGAGAGCAUUGCGCUCAAAGUUUUACCUGUCUUUCAAGCCUAUCGUAUCGAUAUAAACUAUCCCGAAGAGAUAGAAGUUCCAGAUAGGUGGGGCAACGAGGAGGAAUCAUAUGUGAGUAUUCCAUGCCAUUGCUACUUGCAUUCCGCAUCCUCACAAGAGCGACAGCUCAUUAACGGUGAAAUCCUCACCCAAGACUUGGACCGCCUUCGCCAGUACACUACCCGUGUGCGUAGUGUCCGCAUAGUCGAAGAAGCACAGCCCGACGUUCGCCUUCCUGUUAUACAGUAUAUUUCUGCACAGCUUGGUGGAUCUCUCUUCCCAAAUCUCGUGCGCUUGGAGUGGAAUGCCGCGAAUGUGCUCUCGUUAACCGCAAACGUGGGCCGAGUCUUACUAUGCAUGGUGGGCUCGAACCUUCGGACCUUGUUGCUGUACCCCCCACCAUGUUUCUCUGAACGUUUUGAGGCGUUUUUCUAUCUCCAAUUAUCAAAUAUCGUUCCAGUUGUCGCCGUGGGGUCUCAACGCAUCCAAGAAGUUGAGCUGGCGAACCUGUCUUGGGAUGAAGGCGCGGAUAAGACAUGGGAUCCUAUGUGUGCGGUUCAGUUUAUUAGCGCAUUCAAGCAUCUGAAGACAGUUCGAGCUAAAUUGCAUUAUUUUAAUAAUGCGGUUCUCAGUGUGCUUUUAUCGCUGCCUUAUCUUGCUAUUCUUCAACUUUUUACAAACACGGAUGAGGACGAUCGUAACAUUUUAUCGCGGGGAAUGCAGGGAUGCUUUCGGUCUUUGCACACACUGGAUGUCCAAUUGAUGCACAGUGUGACGAUGACACUCUUCCAAACAUGCGAGUGGCCUGCACUCCGUGUACUGCAUACAUCCUUCUUGGACUUAAAUUAUGGUCCAUGCCUCAUAGAUGCCUUCCUUGAAGUCGUUGCCGCUGCCACCUCACAGUCGUUGACUGAACUGGACGUCUUCGGUCACUGUGAUUGCGAUAUCCCCCUGGCACCAUUUUUCUCCCCCCUUCGCUCCAUGCAUCUGUUGCGCUCCAUUGAGAUAGUAGUUCCAUUAUCUUCUACCUGCGCCGGGCUUCACGACAUUGCUCUCAACUGGCCAAGUCUCGAAACGUUCAAGUUAAAAACGAGCAGUCAACCGAACCAUAAUUCGCUGCAGAUUCUGCUCGAGGUAGCGGCCGCUUGUCCGCGCCUGCGAAUGGUGGGCCUGGAUUCCUUGGGCCUUCUUCCCAGCCUCCACCUUCACCUGCAUGGGCUUUCAACGCAUAAUUUGCAGAGGAUCGAGACAUCUUAUUUGGAGUGGAUCGACUGGCCGAGCGAUGAUAUUAAAUAUCUAGCAGCUCAAAUUGAGCCUAUCUUUCCAAAGUUGGAGCUCCAAAAAAUGAAAUGUUUAGCGCAGGAACGCGGCUCGGGCAGAAGGAACCAUUGGUUAUCAUUUAUUAACGAAAUGAAUCGUAUUCGACAAACGAAGACAUUGCGUCUGCCCGCAGCAUCGGACAAGGCCUUGGCGAGCGCAUGA
Molecule: messenger RNA, 1728 nt
Organism: Fibroporia radiculosa
Lineage: Eukaryota; Fungi; Basidiomycota; Agaricomycetes; Polyporales; Fibroporiaceae
Exons: 1
Coding region: 1-1728 (575 amino acids)
Source: RefSeq, a predicted model, not a curated record